CCCCAUCACCUUGGCCCGCCAGGGGUGAGCUGGUCGUGAGCUCGCACACAGGAAUUCCUCCCGGAGCGGCGGCCGGAUACAGUUUCCCCACCUGAAGGUGGGCAGCCAAUGGGCCGGCCCGGCCAGCGGGACAAAGUCCUCAUUUACCUCGGCCUCCCUGAGCGGUUUACUGUUACGCCCUGCGCAGGGCUCCACCUGAACAGCGCUGCUGAAAGCGAACGUCGACCAUGAAGCCGCUCCUCCCCUUGUGCCGCCGCACAUGACCUCCGCUCCACAUGAGUGCCUUGGAGGAGCUCGACGAGCCCGUCGGCGCCGCGGCGAUGGCCGAGCCGUCGGCGCCGCCCCUCUCCCCGUCCGAAUACGCCCUGCUGUCGCCCCCCCCCAACCUCUGCAAGGCCUGCGGCCACAGCCACCAGCUGGAGGAGAACCACGAGUACAUCUACCAGCAGGAGGUGGACGACGACCUGAUGUGCCACAUCUGCCUGCAGCCGCUCAUCCGGCCCCUGGACACGCCCUGCGGACACACCUACUGCCAGGAGUGCCUCACCAGCUUCCUGCUGGAGAGCGACUUCUGCCCCGUGUGCCGCGCCGCCCUCAUGCUGCAGAGCUGCCGGAAGCCCAGCCUGCUGGUGCACAAGCUGCUGGACAAGCUGAGCGUGGCCUGCCCCUUCAGCGACCACUGCUCCGAGGUGCUGGGCCGCGGCGAGCUGGAGGACCACAUCAAGAGCAGGUGUAAGGGAGCCUCCCACUAUGGGCUCUCGGCGGACAGGAAGCGGCGCUCGCAGGAGGGCGACUGCACCGACAGCACAUCGGAACUCACCAUCGCCACGCUGCCUGGCGACGGGCCGGCGUCCGCCGCUGUGGCCCUCCUGUCAGACGAGCCCGGCCUGGUCAACCCCGCAUUCGACCCCAGCAUGGAGGACAACAGUCAGUCGGGCAGCUCCACCAGCCUCGCCGCCCGCGGCAGCACCAAGAAGAUCAGGAACUUCGACCGUUCCUCGGUGAGGAGCCGCUCCUUCAGGAGGCUGAACCGGGCGUUCAGCGUCCUGCGGAGGACCAAGAGCGGCAAUGCCGUGAGCAACGAGUCGUCUGAGGAGCGCGACAACGCCAGGAACUCCAGCGUGCCACAGGAAGUGCUGCCUCUUCCUCAGCUCCAUCACCUGAUCCCUGAUGGUGAAGUUACCAGUAUUAAGAUCACGCGGACGGAUCCCUCAGAACCGCUGGCCAUCAGUAUCGUUGGGGGCAGUGAGACGCCGCUGGUUCGCAUCUUCAUCCAGGACAUCUACAGGGAAGGCGUCAUUGCUCGGGAUGGACGCCUGCUGCCCGGGGACAUGAUCCUGAAGGUAAAUGGCAUCGACAUCACCAACGUCCCCCACUGCUAUGCGGUGGCAACGCUCAAACAGCCGUGCCAGCUGCUGCGGCUCACGGUGCUCAGAGAGCAGCGCCACCGCUACCGCUCGCACUCGCACGGCUACGGCCACGACGCGGUCGCCAACGUGGCCCACGGCCUGGCCCACCCCCUGCGGGACGACAGCGUGCACGUGGUCCUGAGCAAGAGCGCCCCAGAGGAGCAGCUGGGCAUCAAGCUGGUGCGCCGGCCGGAGGAGCACGGCGUCUACAUCUUUCACCUGCUGGAGGGAGGCCUGGCGGCACGUGACGGGCAGCUGUGCGUGGGCGACCGCGUACUGGCCAUUAACGGGCAUGAUUUACGAUACGGCGCUCCAGAACAUGCGGCUCUGCUUAUCCAGGCGAGCGAGGAGGCCGUCCACUUCAUAGUGUCUCGUCAGAUCUGCCUGCCUGCCCCAGACAUCCUGCAAGAAGGUCCGUGGGGCAUGGACGGUCCUCCGCCGUAUUCGCCGGUGGACAUCGAGCAAACACUGCUGGACUCCUGUCAGAAGCCGGCGUGUUACAAGAAAACAGUGACUCUGACCAAGGAGCCGUACGACUCCCUGGGGAUGACUGUGGCAGGAGGCAUGUCCAGCCGGGGGUGGGACCUCCCCAUCUACGUCACGAACGUGGACACCGAUGGAGUGGUGGGUCAGGAGGGCUCCAUCCGCAAAGGCGACAUCCUGCUAAGUGUGAACGGGCUGGACUUGACGGGGGUGACGCGAAGCGAGGCCGUGGCCAACCUGAAGAACACGUCCUCGCCCGUGGUGCUUCAGGUCUUGGAGAUGCGUCCCCCUGAGGAAGGACUGCAAGAAUGCAUGCUGCCGCCCUGCCUCACGCCCUCCCCCACAGAGAGCACCAAGAGCCCGCUGCCCAACGACGACUACUCCCCACUGUGGGUGUCAUGGCUGCAGCUACCCAGGCACCUCUACUGCUGCAAGGACAUCGUGCUGCGGCGGAGCACUUCAGGCAGCCUGGGCUUCAGCAUCGUGGGGGGUCAGGAGGAGGUCAACUGCAACCAGUCGUUUUUCAUCCGCUCCAUUGUGGAGGGGACGCCUGCCUACAACGAUGGCAGGAUAAGGUGUGGGGACAUAUUGCUUGAGGUCAAUGGGAAGACUACAUGGGGGAUGACUCACACAGCCCUUGUGCGCCUUCUAAAGGAACUUCGGGGCAAAAUAACCCUGACCAUUGUGUCCUGGCCUGGGAGCCUGCUGUAGCAGUGCCCCCCCGAGCCAUCCAGCGCUGCUUUCAAUGGCACUGACCGCGUGAUGGGGAAGGCUGAUCUUUAGACUAGCUGACCACCCUAAGCUUGCUGUGUGGAAGAAGCUUAGACUAGUGCUGUAGCUCUAUGGAUGUCUCACUUCUGACGGACAGCGGAGUUUGAAGGGGGACGGGCAAAAGGACUGGAUCGCUACCAGAGGUUUGCUUGCCCCCCCCCACACCGCUACACUGGGAGGCUGCAGGGACUGACCACUUCUAACCAGGAUGUCUGUGUCGACUAGUUGGAGGACUUACACUGUAUUGACGCUUUGCCACGGCAUCCAGUUAACGGAGUGGGAAAAUGAAGAGGAUACACGACACGUUGCCAAUUCCAAUAGUUAUAUAUUAGGGUAUGUGUUAAGUUGGACUCACAUUUCUUUAUUGUAAAUGUUGGGUGUCUAGAAAAGUACAGAUCCAAGCACUUGUAAUACAUUUCUUUUGUUUGUGGUAUGGCCUUUGAUUAUAGGCUCCAUUCUGUUUGUACUGACAGUGGUUGUCAUUUACAUCUGUUGACCUGACGACACGUUGCCAAGUAGUAGUUUGUGUUGAGGUUUGUUUCUUUUGUUUCAGAAACUAAGGAAAUAUGAUCAAACCACUGGCAAAAAAAACUAUGUUAAAAAAAAAGAUUAAUGUGUUCAUAAUAUUUAAAUAGGUAACAUUGUGGCGGCCUUAUUAAUUUUCUUACGUUUAAGAAAAGAACCUGACUUGGAUUCUGUGCAUCGGUAGAAGGUCUGCGGCCCGUCUGCUGUGGUUCUGUCUGUCACACUUUGGCUUGUGUAGUAUAUCUGAUGGUUCAUUUGGUUAUAUGAUCAAUAAAUAUGUUGAAAACA
Betta splendens (Siamese fighting fish) is the source of this 3476-nucleotide messenger RNA. RefSeq names its product ligand of numb-protein X 1 (gene lnx1). The transcript is spliced from 11 exons. NCBI's taxonomy places the organism in Eukaryota, Metazoa, Chordata, Actinopteri, Anabantiformes, Osphronemidae. Gene Ontology annotation, cellular component: cytoplasm. The record is from RefSeq and is a predicted model, not a curated record. Gene Ontology annotation, biological process: ubiquitin-dependent protein catabolic process. The coding region runs from base 276 to 2603 and encodes 775 amino acids. Gene Ontology annotation, molecular function: ubiquitin-protein transferase activity; protein binding.